Populus trichocarpa (black cottonwood) is the source of this 3901-nucleotide messenger RNA. RefSeq names its product histone-lysine N-methyltransferase ATX2. Gene Ontology annotation, molecular function: protein binding. Lineage: Eukaryota; Viridiplantae; Streptophyta; Magnoliopsida; Malpighiales; Salicaceae. The coding region runs from base 216 to 3506 and encodes 1096 amino acids. The record is from RefSeq and is a predicted model, not a curated record. The transcript has 25 exons. Gene Ontology annotation, biological process: regulation of transcription by RNA polymerase II. Gene Ontology annotation, cellular component: nucleus; chromatin.
CUUAAGAAAAUUAACACGAGGGUUGUUAGAUUAUCGGGGCACCCUUGCUUGCAGGAGCCCUCUCUCUCCUAUUUUAGACACGGCGGGCGGGAAACUGAUAAUUUGGGAAAAUCUCUCCCUCCCUCCAAAUCCAAAUCCUUAAACCCUAACCCUCCCUCUCUCCUUCCCCAAUUUCGAGACAGGUCAGUUUCUCUCUCUCACUACCUCACCCAUUCAUGGCACUUCUCCACAAACCCCACACAGUAGAUAAAAUCCACAAAUCUCCUCUCGAUUUCGAAGAAGGUGAAGCCGGGGGCACCCCGAUACGCUACGUGUCGUUGGACCGUGUCUACUCUGCCGCAUCUCUCUGUGGAUCAGCCAACGUUAUGUCAAAGAAAGUUAAAGCCCGGAAGCUCUUACCCCACCACCAACACCACCUUCACCAUCCACGGGCCGACCACCCCCCUUCUUUACUCCACGUUUACUCUCGCCGUCCAAAACGGGCCCCCCGACCUUCCUUUUUUGAUUCGUUGGUUUCACGCGCCGCUGAGCCUAAGGAGGCGGUGAAGAGCGACUUUUGUGAAUUUGAGGAGGAGUCGAUGAUCGAGUUGAACAAGGAGAAGAAGAGGAGAAGGACGGGGAGUAAGGAGUUGCUGAAAUUGGGUGUCGAUUCUAAUAUUUUGCUAGGGUUUGAUAGGCCUCGAUUGAGGGAUUGCCGUAAUAAUACUAACAACAGUAAUAGUAAGAUUGGGGAUUUUAAGAGAAAGAAACGUGAUUCUAUGGUUACGAGUUCUGAUAAAUUUUCGGCCCUUCCAGCUACUAGUAAAAAAUGGGUCAGGUUGAGUUUUGAUGGUGUUGAUCCGAAAUCAUUCAUUGGGUUACCAUGCAAGGUUUACUGGCCAAUGGAUGCUGAAUGGUAUUCUGGACGUGUUGUUGGGCACAUCGCAGAUACCAAUCGAUACAAUAUUGAAUAUGAAGAUGGAGAUAAAGAGGACUUAAUAAUUUCGAACGAGAAAGUAAAAUUUUUUAUUUCUCAUGAGGAGAUGGAGCGGUUGAACCUGACUGUCUCUGUAAAAAGUACAGAUGGUGAUAGAUAUGAUUACAAUGAGAUGGUUGUGUUAGCUGCCAGUUUGGAUGACUGCCAAGAUCUCGACCCUGGGGAUAUCAUAUGGGCCAAAGUCACUGGUCAUGCUAUGUGGCCAGCAAUUGUUGUAGAUGAAGCACUUAUUGGCAAUCAUAAAGGCUUAAGCAAAAAUAUUGGAGGAAGAUCAGUAUCUGUGCAAUUUUUUGGUACCCAUGAUUUUGCAAGAAUUAAACCAAAGCAGGCAAUCUCGUUUCUCAAAGGACUUCUUUCUUCUUUCCACCUAAAGUGCAAGCAACCUCGUUUCACUCGAAGCUUGGAAGAAGCGAAAAUGUAUCUCAGUGAACAAAAGCUUCCGAGAAGAAUGCUGCAGCUGCAAAAUGGCAUGAAAGCUGAUAGCUGUGAGAGUGCGAGUAGUGAGGAUGAAGGGAGUACAGAUUCAGGAGAAGAUUGCAUACAAGAUGGAGGGAUUCGAAGGAUAUUGGCUAGGCUGGGUACUUCUCCUUAUGUAAUUGGGGAUUUGCAAAUAAUAAGCCUUGGAAAGAUUGUCAAGGACUCAGAACAUUUCCAAGAUGACAGAUUCAUCUGGCCUGAAGGGUAUACUGCCCUGAGGAAAUUUACUUCGAUAAAAGAUCCAAAUGUUCAUAUGAUGUACAAGAUGGAAGUGUUGAGAGAUGCCGAGUCAAAGAUUCGGCCUCUAUUUAGAGUGACAUUGGAUAAUGGAGAGGAGGUCAGUUAUGAUGAGAUUAAAGGAUCCACUCCAGCUGCUUGCUGGGAUAAAAUAUACAGAAAAAUAAGGAAGAUGCAAGAUAGUACUUCUAAUGGUUUUAGCACUGAAGGUGGAGUAGGAAGAAUACUCAAAUCAGGUUCUGAAAUGUUUGGGUUCUCCAAUCCUGAAGUUAUAAAAUUAAUUAAGGGAUUAUCAAAAUCUAGACAUUCUUCCAAACUGUCUAUGUGCAAGUUAUCAUCUGAAAGAUAUCAAGGCAUACCUGUUGGUUACAGACCUGUUCGUGUUGAUUGGAAAGACCUUGAUAAGUGCAAUGUCUGCCAUAUGGAUGAGGAAUACGAAAACAAUUUGUUCCUGCAGUGUGACAAAUGCAGAAUGAUGGUCCAUGCCAGAUGCUAUGGGGAAUUAGAACCUGUUGAUGGUGUGCUGUGGUUAUGCAAUUUAUGCCGACCAGGGGCUCCUGACUCCACACCACCAUGCUGCCUUUGUCCUGUUAUAGGUGGUGCUAUGAAGCCUACAACGGAUGGACGCUGGGCUCAUUUGGCUUGUGCCAUAUGGAUACCUGAAACUUGCCUAUCUGAUGUCAAGAGAAUGGAGCCCAUUGAUGGGCUAAAUAGAAUCAAUAAGGAUCGUUGGAAGCUUUUAUGUAGUAUAUGUGGUGUAGCUUAUGGAGCUUGUAUCCAGUGUUCAAAUAACGCUUGCCGGGUAGCAUAUCAUCCUCUUUGUGCACGCGCUGCUGGCCUUUGUGUUGAGCUUGAGGAUGAGGACAGACUCUAUCUCCUUUCUUUAGAUGAAGAUGACGCAGAUCAGUGCAUUCGCUUACUUUCCUUCUGCAAGAAGCAUAGGCAGCCAUCUAAUGAGCGUGUGGUCACAGAUGAACGGGUUGGUCAAAUUCCUCGUCGGUGUUCUGACUACAUCCCACCAUGUAAUCUAUCGGGAUGUGCUCGUACGGAGCCUUACAAUUAUUUUGGGAGAAGGGGACGGAAAGAACCUGAAGUCCUUGCUGCUGCAUCCUUGAAGCGAUUGUUUGUAGAGAAUCAGCCGUACUUGGUUGGUGGUUACUCUCAACAUGAGUCUUCAGGAUGUACACUUGCUUCUAAUGGACUCAUUAACUCUGGCUUCUCUUCUAGUCUUCAAAGGCUAAGAGCCUCUCAGCUUGAUGCUCCGAGUAACAUUCUCUCUAUGGCUGAAAAGUAUCAACACAUGCGGCAUACCUUCCGAAAGAGAUUAGCAUUUGGGAAAUCUGGAAUCCAUGGAUUUGGCAUCUUUGCAAAGCAUCCACAUAGAGCCGGAGACAUGGUCAUUGAAUAUACUGGUGAACUAGUCAGACCUCCAAUAGCUGAUAGGAGAGAGCACUUUAUCUACAAUUCAUUAGUGGGUGCUGGGACUUACAUGUUUAGAAUUGAUGAUAAACGAGUCAUUGACGCCACAAGGGCUGGAAGUAUUGCUCAUCUGAUUAAUCACUCAUGUGAGCCCAAUUGCUAUUCAAGAGUUAUAAGCGUUAACGGUGAUGAGCAUAUAAUUAUAUUUGCAAAGAGAGAUAUUAAAAGAUGGGAGGAACUCACAUAUGAUUAUAGAUUUUUCUCAAUUGAAGAAAAACUAGCAUGCUAUUGUGGCUUCUCUCGAUGCCGUGGUGUGGUUAAUGACACGGAAGCUGAGGAGCAAGUGGCUAAGCUCUAUGCUCCUCGCAGCGAAUUGACAGACUGGAAAGGAGAAUAAAAGAGUGAUUUCUCAUGACCAGAUAUGACUGGAAAACUUCUGAAGACAGAUUGUGUCCUCUCCACAGUUUGCUCAUCUAGCAUGCCAUUUUGCAAUGCCAAAGGUUGUGGAUUUUUGUUUCUGCGGUCCUAUAUUCUUGUUACCUUUUCUCUUUUCUUAUACCCGUAAAGAAAAAUCAAGUGAUUCCGCUUCUUCACCUCUCUCGUUCCUUCCCCCUCCCUGAACAUGUUAACUUUCUGAACCUUGAUUCACCAAUUGAGAUCUUACCUGUCCAUACAACACUUUAGUUCAGCUUACAGGUGGACACUCUGCCUCGCUUUGUAAUUUUUCCACAGAUAGGUACAGUAAUAUUUAUGGAACCAGAUAAAUGAAAUCUCAAUAUUCAUCCAGUUCAA